Molecule: messenger RNA, 402 nt
Organism: Pneumocystis jirovecii RU7
Lineage: Eukaryota; Fungi; Ascomycota; Pneumocystomycetes; Pneumocystales; Pneumocystaceae
Exons: 2
Coding region: 1-402 (133 amino acids)
Biological process (GO): nuclear-transcribed mRNA catabolic process, RNase MRP-dependent; maturation of 5.8S rRNA from tricistronic rRNA transcript (SSU-rRNA, 5.8S rRNA, LSU-rRNA)
Cellular component (GO): ribonuclease MRP complex
Molecular function (GO): rRNA primary transcript binding
Source: RefSeq, a predicted model, not a curated record
AUGUUGAAGAAACCAAAUAGAUGCGAAUUAGAUGCCCUUUGGCGUAAUUAUGAAGUUGUUUGUUGUAUUUUUUAUCGAAAUAAAAAUCAGCAUCACAGGCAAGUUUGGUGGAAAUAUCUUGCUAUGUUACGACAAAAACUUCGGUUGUAUUUUUUACUACUACCACAUCUUCAUGAAGAGCAGCAGAAAAAGAUACUUAUGCUUAUACCUAAGGCGUAUUUGUAUUUUUCAAGUAUCAUAGCUCAAGGCCAAUUUCCUAAAUUAGGGCUUGUGUUGGUUACAAUUGUAGCAAGUAUUAGAAAUAUAUUUUGGAAAAAUGAGAUGUUUCAAGAAAGCAUUCAAAAAACAAAUUUUGAAGAUUUAGGUGAAGUAAUUAAUAUACGUACUUUUGAAAGAUUCUAG